Molecule: messenger RNA, 930 nt
Organism: Thamnophis elegans (Western terrestrial garter snake)
Lineage: Eukaryota; Metazoa; Chordata; Lepidosauria; Squamata; Natricidae
Gene: B3GALT5
Product: beta-1,3-galactosyltransferase 5
Exons: 2
Coding region: 1-930 (309 amino acids)
Cellular component (GO): membrane
Molecular function (GO): N-acetyl-beta-D-glucosaminide beta-(1,3)-galactosyltransferase activity
Source: RefSeq, a predicted model, not a curated record
AUGGACAAUAUAGUAGAGUUUGAGUCUGGAGAAGCACCUGGAAGUUCAGAGAACAGAAUAUUACCAGUAUCCAGUAAUCAAAUUGAGCCUGUGCCAGGACAUGUUUUUAAAACAAGGCAUGGGCAUUUUUUGUUGGUACCUCAUUCAGAUUGUAGCCAGAACCCUCCAUUUCUGGUCAUUCUAGUAACUUCCUCUCCUACUGAUUUAAAAGUUCGUGUAAUAAUCCGUGAGACCUGGGGCAAAAAAAAAUUAAUAGCAAAUAAAUUAAUUGUAACCCAUUUUCUUUUGGGAACUACAUUGAAUCCUGAAGAACAGGUUGCUGUGAUUAACGAGAGUCUGAAAUAUGGGGACAUCAUCCAGAAGAAUUUUAUAGAUGCUUAUCAUAAUUUAACAUUAAAAACUAUGAUGGGCAUUGAAUGGAUUCACAAAUUCUGCUCAGAGCCUAGCUUUGUAAUGAAAACAGACUCAGAUGUGUUUGUAAAUACUUACUAUCUGACCAAACUCCUCCUAAAAAGAAACCAGAAUACCAGAUUCUUCACUGGCUUUUUAAAACUAAAUGAGCAUCCAAUACGGAAAAUAUCCAGUAAAUGGUAUGUGAGUAAAUAUGAAUAUCCAAGAAACGCAUACCCUCCUUUUUGUUCAGGAACUGGCUAUGUUUUCUCAGCAGAUGUUGCCAGUCUGGUAUAUAGAAUUUCUGGCAAUAUUCCCUUUAUUAAGCUGGAGGAUGUAUUCAUAGGCUUGUGCCUUGCUGAACUUGAUAUCAAAUUGGAAAACCUCCAUUCCAAGCAAACCUUCUUCCCUGAAAGGCUUGAAUUUUCACCUUGCCACUUUAAGAAAAUUGUGACGAGCCAUUUUGUGCUACCUCAUGAGCUGAAGAUCUAUUGGAAUGCACUGGAGAGAUCCAUGGAUGAAAAAUGCCCUGAUGGCUGA